Messenger RNA from Alternaria rosae, 1242 nucleotides. RefSeq lists its product as uncharacterized. Lineage: Eukaryota; Fungi; Ascomycota; Dothideomycetes; Pleosporales; Pleosporaceae. Bases 366 to 1211 code for a protein of 281 amino acids. The record is from RefSeq and is a predicted model, not a curated record. The transcript has 2 exons.
CCCCAGGGCUUUUCGUCGUAAGCCCAGUCAGGAACAAGGUCAUCUCCGGGGCGGUUUCCACACAGCUCUAUACUCUUCCAGGGCAGAAAGCUGGCGCUUAGGCAAGGGAGUUGUACUCGGCAGUCGAUCGUCUCACCUCAAUUAUUGGGUCUUGAUACACCUGGGGCGGAAAUUAUGCUAUUUCCAGACAGCUCUUCACCGGAGAAAGGGCACUUGCAUUGUACGAAGGGCAGAAGGCUCUUCCUAUGUGUUCCAGAACACCGUUUGACCUUGAAACGUUGGGUAUACUCGCACCCCGUAUAUGCACUCUUGCCGUCCACCUACUCCCAUCCCUCGCCUAACUUCUCCGAUGGUGCAGCCCUAUCAUGGCGAAUAAUGCGCGAUUUGACCUUCACCACAACAACGACGAUGGCCUCAAUUCGAUGGGAAACACCGGACCUCAGUCCAAUCAAGUUCUCACGAUCAACAUGCAUGAACUAAAUACGAGGAGAUUUUCACUGGAACGCUAUCAGAAUUCAAUGUCAACCCCACGGAACUCCGGAGGAUCAUCACAUCAAAACGCUAGCAUAAGCUCGAAAAGUCGUAGCGAACUAACUCAGCAAAAGAGACGCCAGAGCGAUGCAAGACCCCAUCUAAGACAUCCUUUGGCUAUAGCGAUGAUCGCUCUUGCGGUUGUAGCGAUCGUCGCUAUUCUCGGUAGCGUUAUACCUACGCAGAUCAGAUCAAACAAUGAUGAUCAUGCUAAGGACUCGGACUCAUCACCGAACCCUCCACCGCCUCCGGACAUCUCGUCAUCAUCAGAAGCCACAACGGGCACGACGAUGCUUACUACUACAUCCAAAAGUAGCAAUAGCCUCAAUCCUAUUCUCGAAAAUCUGAGUCCCUCCGCAACAGCGUCCACACCCACGCAAACGUCUCGAACUCGAUCUCAAUCCCAACCCCCGAGCGCCGGCAUCACACCAAAGCCGAUACUUUUGCCCCCCAUGGCGAAGUGUGAAAAACAUUCUGACUGCGGGUCGAGCCCGUAUCUCUGUCACACCAGAAGAGAUACUGAAAAGUCGACUACUAAAACAACAAAAACCUGUUGCGCGCCGCAUGUAUCGGGUUGUCCAGGCUACAAUUGUAGCGAAUCGAGCUUUAACGAUUGUUUGGAUCCUUACCCUUGUGACACGAAUGGAAGUACAUGUUUGUACAUGACAUCGAUAGCAUAAGGCUUAUUCAUGGUAGUGGCGGAUGUAUCAU